Plasmodium relictum is the source of this 7026-nucleotide messenger RNA. RefSeq names its product conserved Plasmodium protein, unknown function. Bases 1 to 7026 code for a protein of 2341 amino acids. NCBI's taxonomy places the organism in Eukaryota, Apicomplexa, Aconoidasida, Haemosporida, Plasmodiidae. The transcript has a single exon. Gene Ontology annotation, biological process: protein phosphorylation; meiotic sister chromatid cohesion, centromeric; mitotic spindle assembly checkpoint signaling. Gene Ontology annotation, molecular function: ATP binding; protein kinase activity. The record is from RefSeq and is a predicted model, not a curated record.
AUGUUUAAAAAGGAUAUAAAAAAUAUUUACAUAAAAAAUUACAUUAAGAAGAUAUAUAUUGUAAAAAGAUAUAAUGAAAAUAAUACCAUCGAAGAGAAAAAAAGUAGUAUUCUUUACAAAGAUUUCAAUGAUUUUAUAAUUAUUUUAGUAAAUAUAAGGAAGUAUGAAAAAACUUUAAAAAAAUUAAAAAGUGAUAAGAGCAAAUCUGAUUUUUCCAAAAUAUUGCUAGAAUAUUUAGAUUUUUAUAUAGCUAAUUUUGGUUAUAAAUUUCACUCCUUCAUUUUAGAAUAUAAAAGUGAUUUGAUAACAAAUGAUUUAAAUAACUGUUAUGUUAUAGAUAAAUUAAAAAAAUGCCAUAUUGAGAGUGUUGUGAGGAAUGAAUAUUCACGAAUAUUAUUUAAAUAUGAUAGUAUAAAAUAUUUGUUGUAUUAUAUAAAAAAACAUAUAAUUUUAUUUGACACUUUUAACACAAAUUUUCAGAAGUUACUAGUAAAAUAUUUAUCUUUCGCUUUAAAUCCUUUGAAUUUACUUAUUUUUGUAUAUUUAAAGGUCUAUAAUAAAAAUGGUAUGAAUAUAAAAGAAGAAAAUGUAUGCAACAAAAAAAAAACAAAUAAUCAAAUAAUUUGUGAAAAUAAAGAAUCCACAGAAAAUAAUAUAGAAUUAAGCAAUGAACUAUGUAUGAAUAAUUUAAAUAAAUCACAAAUCUUUGAUAGCAGUAACUUUUUUUGUAAUGAUUUAUAUUCCUUUAUAUGUUUUUAUGGGGAAUAUAUUACAAAAUACACUAUAAUUAGAUGUUAUAGUGAAAUAUGUGCCAACAAAGAACCUAUAAAAAGAAAAUUGAAAAUAUAUCAUUGGAUAAAAAAUAAAAUUAGAAAUGAUUUAAUACAAAAAAUUUGUUCGAAUAAGUGUUAUAAAAAUUUGAAAUUAAGUGAUCAAAUUAAUGAAAAUAUUUUUAAUUUUUAUGAAAGUAAUUUAAAUAAAUAUAGUCAAAAUCUUAAAAGAUUCACUGAAGUUGGAAGUGGGUUUAAAUGUAUUAAAAUGUCUCACAAAAAUUUUUCUUACAUUUAUGAAUUAGUUUUACUUCUUUAUUUUAUAAAAAAAUGCCUUUUUAAUUUGAAUGAAAAUAUUAAUAUGUUUUUUCAAGUUUUCCUUUACAGUUUAUUUAAAACGAUAAAAAUGAUUAUUAUAUAUCUAUAUUUUAAUUUACCACAAUAUUUAUGUCAUUACUUCUUAAAUAUUUAUCUAUUGUUUUUUAAAAGUAAAAAAAAGCAAGUGAAUGAUGUUUUGAAAAAAAUGAAGAAUACAUACAAAAAUAUUAUGAGCCAUAUUUAUAUACAAAAAAAAAUUUAUUUUAAAGAAAAAAUAUGCAAAUAUACAGGAAUUAAGAAACCUAUAGAAGACAAAAAACGUUCAAAUAAGACAACAUUCGUAAAAGUUAAUGUGAAUAAUGUAGAAGGAAAAAAAUAUAAAAAAAUUUUAAAUCUAACAUAUUUUGAAAUUAAAAAUUAUAAUGGAAAAAAGCAAAAUAGGAAUGAAUUAAGAAAAUUUAAAAUUAUUCAUUCAUAUGGUGCUGUUAUACAACUGAAAUAUAAUAAUGAACUAUUUUUAAGAGAAAAGAAAAAAAAUAACAAAAAAAAAUUCCAAAAAAAAAAAAAAAAAAAAAAAAUUCGCUUUAUAUACCCUAAUAGAUUUGAAAGCAUGAAAAGAUACUCUUUAUUAUAUAGAAUUAUUUUAAAAAAUAAAUUCAAAAAAAACAGGAGGUCUACUAUUACCGAUUUAAAUAUUCAAGAAAAUUCAAUGAAUUAUUUAUUAGAUAAUGCAUUAAUAAAUAACUAUAAUGAUAACAGUGCUUUAAAAAACGACGAGUAUUUUAAUUAUAAUAAAAUUAAUACCAAUUCAAGAGAAAAUUAUUAUUAUAAGAAGAAUAUAUUAAAUAAACUAUUUAAAAGUAUAUUUGAUAAUUUAUGUAAAGAGAAUAAAUUCAUUUUAAAUGAGAGAAAUAAAAAUAUACUUAACAGUGAAAAUAAUGUAUGUAAUAAGGAUAAUUAUAUAAAUUAUGAAUAUAGCGAAAAUAAGAAAAAUGCAAAAAGUGAAGAGAAUAUUAUCAAUGAAAUUAAAGAAAUUUGUAGAACAGAUGAAACAAAUAUCAUUAGUUCAAAUAAUAUUCAUUUACAUGAAAAUGCCCAAUUUAAAAAUGAAAUCAAAUUAAGUAAUUUAAAAUUAUCAGUAAGUAUAGAAAAUAAUUCCACUGAAAAUUAUAACGAAAAUGAGAAAAAUGGCAAAAAUCAAGAAAAAGUAGAAAAAGAAGAAAUACAAGAAAAGAAAGAAAAAGAAGAAAUAGAGGAAACAGAAGAAAUACAAGAAAAGAAAGAAAAAGAAGAAAUACAAGAAAAGAAAGAAAAAGAAGAAAUACAAGAAAAGAAAGAAAAAGAAGAAAUACAAGAAAAAGUAGAAAAAGAAGAAAUACAAGAAAAGAAAGAAAAAGAAGAAAUAGAGGAAAAAGAAGAAAUACAAGAAAAGAAAGAAAAAGAAGAAAUACAAGAAAAAGUAGAAAAAGAAGAAAUACAAGAAAAGGAAGAAAAUGAAGAAAAAGAAGAAAAAGAAGAAAAGGGGCAAAAUAAAGGAAAUGAAAAAACGUUAGAAGUAGAGGAAAAAGUAGAAAAAGAAGAAAUACAAGAAAUAGAAGAAAGGGAACAAAAUAAAGAAAGUGAAAAAACGUUAGAAAUAGAGGAAAAAGUAGAAAAAGAAGAAAUACAAGAAAUAGAGGAAAGGGAACAAAAUAAAGAAAAUGAAAAAAAGUUAGAAGUGGAGGGAAAAGUAGAAAAAGAAGAGUUACAAGAAAUAGAAGAAAGGGAGGAAAAUAAAGAAAAUGAAAAAACGCUAGAAGUGGUGGAAAAAGUAGAAGAAGAAAUACAAGAUAUAGAGGAAAAAGAAGAAAUAGAAGAAAGGGAACAAAGUAAAGAAAAUGAAAAAACGUUAGAAGUAGAGAAAAAUGAAGAAAAUCAACUAAGUAAAAUAAAAAAUUUAGAUAAUGGCAGUUUUUCAGAAUAUGAAAACUUCAAUAAUAAUUCAGUAUAUAGCAAUGAAUUUUCUAAAAACAAUAAAGAAAAAGAGUACUAUAAUGGAAAUAUAUCAAAAGAGAAAUAUUGCAAUAAUAUUAAUGAUAUAAGGGAUAAUGUGAGUAUAAGUUGUAAGAGCGAUGAAAAAUAUAAGAGCUAUUUUACUGAAGAACUGAGUACUUCAGAAAAAUUAACAAGUGAUUAUGAUUAUUAUUUGAAAAUAAAAAAAGAUAAAAAAAAAAUAAAUAUAAAUACUAUAGGAAUUAUAAAUAAAACAAGAAAAAAUAGAAAAAAUCAAGAAAAGGAGAAAAAGCAUAUUAAAUUGCAAAAAGAAAUUUGCAAAUAUAAAUAUCCAAAAGAUAAAAAAGAGUCCAAUACUUCGAUAGAAAAUGAUCAAAAAUACAUAAAAAUUGAUAUACAAGAAAAAGAAAUAAUAAAAAAAAAAGAAAAAAAAAUUGAAAUAUUAAAUGCUGGCAUAGAAAGUAUAAAUGCAGAAAAUGAAGUUACAGAAUAUAAACAAAAAGAAAUAGUUGAAAAUGAAAAAGAAAAAGAAAAAAGGGAAAUAAAUAUAAAAGAUAUAGAAAAAUGUAAUAAAGAAGUAUUAAAAGAAAAAAUAGAAAAUAAUUUUAGUAAUGAUAAAAUGGAUAAUGGAUAUUAUGAAGAUAAUAUUGAUAGCAAAUAUUAUGAAUAUGAAGUAGAUACUAAAUAUAAUGAAGAAAAAACAGAGAAUAAAUGCAUUGAAGUAAAAAUUGAUGAACUGAAUAAAGAUACAAAAUAUACGGAAAAAGACCAAAAUUUAUUCACAAGUUUACAAAGUGAAUGUAAUAAGCUUAACGAAAAUAUUAAACAAGAUGAAUGUAAGGAAAGUGAUGAAAGUAUAAAAAAAAUAAUGGAGAACAAAGAAGAUAACCAAAGUAAAGAGGUUGAUAAGAAAGAGUAUGAAAAUAGUAAAAAAAAAAAAGAUUUAAAAAAAAAUAUCCUAGACGAAACGGGUUUAAUUGAAAAUGAUUCUUUAAGUGAUGAUACAUUAAAAACUAAAAAUAGUAAGAAGCUAAUAUUUAAUUUAUCUUUAAGUGAUAGCGAAGAGUCUCUAAUACUGGAAAGUGUGGAAAAUAAAAAAAUGAAAACACAUUUAAAUGAUGUAAAAGAAAAUUUUUUUGAUUCAGAUAAGGAGAAUGAUAUAUUAGAAAAAUUAAGUGAAUCAUCAGAUUUAAUUGAAUCAUAUGAAAAAAAAUGUGAUAAAAUGGAAGAUUUAAAAAUAUUACAUGAACAUUUUGAAUUAAAACAUGAGUAUAAUGAUGCAAAAAAUGUAGAAGUAGAUAAAUCAUUUAUAGACACAUGCGAAAUUUACUUAAAUGAAAAAUUAGCAACUAAGAGAACAUCAUGUAAUAAAUUUAAAUUAGUUAUUAUUUAUUUGUUUGAUCAUUAUAUUAUAGGAGGUAUAAACUUAAUCAACCCUUAUAAAAGUGGUGAAAAUGAAAGAUAUGUAUAUUUUACGAAUAUUCAAUCAAAUAUAAAUGACAUAGAUCAUACAAAAAUAUUUAGAUAUAAUGAUAAAGAAUUAAUAGAAACGUUUAAAAGAAAUUCUGAAAUAUGUCUAUUGAGUGAUAAAAAUGAAAAAAGAAUAAUGAAAAUUUUAUCAAAAUGUGGAAAAGGAUUAAAUGGCUCUAUUUUUAAAUGUAAAAUUAAUGGAAAAUUAUUAGCAUGUAAGGUUCAGCAUAAACUUAUUUUAGCCAAAAAGGAAAUAUAUUUUUCUUAUUUACUUAAAGUAAGAAAAUGUAAUAAAUUUAAUAAAUAUUCAAAGAAUAGUGAUUCAUAUUAUAGUAACAAGAAUAUAUUUUUUGAAAUUUAUGAGCACGAAAAUAAAUAUAUAUUUCCUGAUGAAUUACAUUAUAAGGUGAAUCAUGAGGCAGACAAUAGUAUAACUGAAAGUUCAAAAAUUGCAAAUGAAAUAAAGAGAAAUGAUAAAAAUCAAAAUAAAGAUAAAGGAUUGUCUAUAUUGCUAAUGAAGACUCAUAAUUAUGUAAUUACUCUAAAUGAAUUAAUAAAUAAUUUUAUUAGAAAAAAUCAUAAGUGUAUAAAUGAAGAACUUAUAUUAUUUAUUCUAUACCAAAUAAUAGUUGCAGUAUUACAAUUACAUGUUUUAGACAUAUUACAUGGAGAUAUAAAAAUAGAUAAUUUUUUAAUUAUAAAAAACGAAAAAUUAUGUGAUGGAGGGAGAAAUAAUAUAAAUAACAAUUAUAAAAAAAAAAAAGAAAAAAAAGAUUAUAAUACUAAGAAAAAAGAAAAAAAUUAUAUUCUAAAUGAUAAAUUAAAUAACUAUGAUAAAAAUACUUUUUUAAAAAAUGAAUUCCCUUUAAAUCUGUUCUUAAUUGAUAUUGGUCGCGGAAUAGAUGUUAAAAAUUUUAAGAAAUAUCUUUUUUAUGGAGAAAAAAAUUGUGAUUGUUAUAGUUUUUUAAAUGAAUCCAUCUAUAAUUAUCACAUAGAUUUUAUAGGAAUUGCUCAAAUAGCUAGCUGCUUAUUAUUUUAUAAGCACAUAGGUCAUAUGAAAUAUAAAUACGAGCAUAGUAUAGAAGAUAAAAACAAUAUAAUAGUAAACAAUUUAGGAAUCACAUACUCAACACAUAAUAAUCAUUUUUUUGAUAAUAAAAAAAAAAAAAAGAAUUUGAUUACAACUAAUAAUAACAAAUACAGAGAAAUAGAAAAUUUCAUAAAAUUAAAAGAAAAAAUAUAUCAAGAGAAAAAAGAAAUUAAAGACGAUAAACCAUUUAAAAAUCAUCCUAGAGAAUAUAAAAAUAACAUGCUACAUGGCAUUGAUAAGGUAAAAUAUUGCAAUGAUGGUAAUAAUAAUAAAAAAAAAGAGCAAAAACAAGAUGGAUAUCAGUAUAAUGAAAAAGAAAAUAAAAUAAAUAAGGCAGGUGUUGAUGAAAAUAAUGAUUUAGAUAAUAUUUAUUUUAAGGAUUACUCAAAGAAUUUGUAUGUAGAUGAAAAAAAUUACGAAAAAAUUAAUCAUUAUUUAAAUCAAAUAAAAAAACAAGCGGAAAAUUACUUUGUUGAAAAAGACAAUAAAAACAAAAUAAAAAAUUUUAAUAUAAAAUUAAUACUAAAAAGAAAAAAAUAUUCAGAAUUUUGGGAAAUGUUUUUCCAUAUUUUACUCAAUUUUUGUAAUGUAUAUGAACUAAAUUCUGUUCACUAUAAUUCUAAUGAAAUAAAUAAAGAUCCUCAAAAAAAUUGUUAUCAUAAGUUAAUUAAUAAAACGUACAAUUAUUAUUUUGAUUUUGAUAAAAAUAACUGGGAAGAAAUAAAUAAAAAUGAUAAAUGUGAUUUUUCCAUUAAAGAAAAUAGAAACUAUUCCUUUUAUUGUGACAAGAAAUAUAGUACUAAUGACUUCGAUAAGAAUAGUAAAUUAUUAUCAAAUAAUUUAUAUUAUGAUAAUAAUAUUAACUAUAAUAAAAAACACAGUAGGUAUCUUAAUGAUGAUAAUGUAAUUAAGCUAAAAAAGAGAAAUUUAAACACACCACUUAUUAAGGAGAAGAUAGACAAUUCUCUAGGUAACAAUAAUAAAUAUUUCUUUAUAAAAAAUUCUAUUUCUAAUUUUAAAAAUAUAAGAAAAACAUUGUAUGUCAACAAGCAUAAUAUAGAAAAAAAUAAAAAUAAGGAUAUUAACAAGGAAGACUCUUACACAAACGGAAAAGGAAGUAAGUUAAUAAAUAAAAGAAAAUUAAUUUUUUUUGAAAAUGAACAAAAUAAAACAAAAUGUAGAAAAUUAAAUAAUGAAAAAUACUAUACUGAAUGUGAUUACAACAAUGCUAAAAAAUCUACAAAAUAUAUUACUAAACUAAUGAAGAAAAAAGCAAUAUUCAUUCUUUUAAAUUUAAAAAGAAUAAUUGAAAGAAUAUUCGAUGAUGAUGAAGAGAAACAGAGAAUUUUAUUAAGUGAACUUUAUACUGCUGCUACUUUUUUUUAA